AUGCCCAACUUCGGUCAGAAGAUCCUCAAACACCUCGGCCUGGAGGAGGGCCAUGCCUCUGGCUUCCCUGGCCAUGGCCAGGGCCAGGGCCACGGACAGCCGGACGCUGCCCGUCUGCCCGGCAACCGAGUCAUCAACAACGACGAACGCUCUCUCUCGAACCGCCCCGGCGGCACAUACCCACGCAUCUGCCGCAUGGGCGACGGCUCGGUCCUCUCGUCCUUCACGCGCUUCAACCACGGCGAGCGCAUCCUGACCGUGGCCCGCAGCGUCGACGGCGCCCGCACCUUCGAGGACAUCGGCGAGGUGACGCGCGGCCGCGGCGACGUCGACAACCUGUUCCUGCUGGAGGUGGCGCCGAACGUCGUGCUGGGGGCGUUCCGCAACCACGACCUGGGGCCCGGCGGGCCCACGCACUUCCGCAUCACGGUGUGCCGGUCGGUGGACGGCGGGCGGUCGUGGCAGUUCGCGUCGCAGGCGGCGGAGUCGAAGCCGCCGUGCGGGAUCUGGGAGCCGUUCAUGCGGCUGGGCCAGCGCGGCGAGGUGCAGCUGACGUACUCGCAGGAGUACGCGCACAACAACCAGUGCACGAUGCUGGUGCGGUCGUGGGACCAGGGGGCGACCUGGUCGCCGCCCGAGUGUCUGCACGGCCGGGAGCACUGCGUGCGCGAUGGGAUGAACGGGAUUGCGCAGACGUGGGAUAAUGGGCGGCCGGCGCUGGUGAUGGUGUUCGAGACGACGACGCAUGGCACGUUUGAUCUGGAGGCGCUCAUUUCGUACGAUGAUGGCGCGACCUGGGGACACCGCCAUGAGGUGUAUGUGCCGCCGCGCGGGCACAAUGCGGGCGCACCGCAGAUUGCGGCGUUCGGCGAUGGUUCUUUGGCGGUGAUUUUCAUGACGGACGAGGAUCACCACCAGGUCGAGUGGACCAAGAAUGCGUGUAUCAAGGUGGUGUUUGCUGGUCCGCCGCAGGACGGGCGCAUCUUCUGGACGCGCCCGACCGUGCUGUGUCCCGGCCAGGGACAUUGGCCUGGCAUUGCAGCGCUGGACCAGCGCACGCUGCUGGCGACGUACGACUGCGGCGGACCCAAGGCCAAGUCUAUCACUUUGCACUAG
Molecule: messenger RNA, 1116 nt
Organism: Aspergillus terreus NIH2624
Lineage: Eukaryota; Fungi; Ascomycota; Eurotiomycetes; Eurotiales; Aspergillaceae
Product: sialidase family protein
Exons: 1
Coding region: 1-1116 (371 amino acids)
Source: RefSeq, a predicted model, not a curated record